This is a messenger RNA of Mesocestoides corti, 1116 nucleotides long. The record is from the annotation of a GenBank genome assembly. NCBI's taxonomy places the organism in Eukaryota, Metazoa, Platyhelminthes, Cestoda, Cyclophyllidea, Mesocestoididae.
AUGAUGGAUAGUCGAAGAGCGUUGGAGGAACCACCGGCACUUCCUCCCAAGUUGUAUAAAACUCACCGCAAGGAGUUGCGCAAAGAUUUCCCUGUUCGGUCUCCUGUUCCACCCAAAGAGUCAUCCAGCAAUCACAGUGCCACGAAGACACCCACUCCGAAGCCACCGCGUUUGGAUUAUCGACGUCAUGGAGAAAAUAGGCUCUUAAACAUCGACGUUUCGGAUCUUCGUGGAAAGUCUCGAGACGAAAUCGUUUUGAUGCUGCUUCAACUGAAACGCGAAAAAGCCAACCUCAACCGUUGGAGGCAUUACUUCGAGGAAGAGCUAACCCGUCUCACUCCCGCAGCUGAGGCUGAUCCGAAGGCGAGACGCGAAUUUGACGAUUUGUGUCUCAAAUUGAAAGACGUCGAAGGCCAACUAGCGGCAUCAGUCCCACUCAUCAACUUCAUGAACAAAAUCAUCCGGAUGAAUGAUCUUUACGCCAGCGACGAGGAGCCAUUUGCUUCGGAGUACGAGAAGCCGAACAGGUCUUCGUCUAGACGCAAGAGCUUCGAAUUCGUUCGACGGCUGGAAGAGAAGGAGGUUGCUCAGGCCUUGGAGGAGGGUAUGUCUCGAUCGAAUACACCGCCACUGCCUACGAGGAGCCUUGGCAUUGUCACGUCUGCAGAGUUGUUCAGGCGGAAACGUCAACAGUCAGUUCAAAGUAGAGUCAACCUGGAAGACUAUCCAGAGGACUUCUCCAUCAGAUCGCGGAGGUUGCAGUUGGAGGAGGAAUUGCGCCAGCUUGAUGAACUCUGGAAGGAAGCUAGCAGCAUCCGCACUGUGUCCGAAUCCGCGCCCAGACCUACAGCGCCUUAUAGUUCUUCGGUGAAUUCGCGUCGACAGCAGACACCGGUGACGAAGCGCGUGGCCUUGCGUCGAUGCGAUCAGACCGAGGCCGUCCGACCGCGAUCGGAGAGUUCUGCCUACGUGCCAAGGCGCAGCACGAAGCUGCGUCCUCGUUCUGACCUUAUCUCGUCCUUCUCUGCUGACCUUGACCGCAGAGCGCUCAGCCAAUUGGACGUCGCGCUCGACUACCCAGCAAGCCCGCAUGCCUAUCGCUCUCAGCGUCCGUAA